CUGCGUCCCUUUGGCGAGGUCGCCUGAGGGAGCCUCCGGCGAGCCCGCAGCCAUGAGCGGUUCCUUCUGUCGGCUGCCCGCAGCCCUGCGGCAGUGGCGCGGCGCGCGGCCCACGAUACUCUUGGCGCGGCCGCUGAGCCAGGCCGGCGGCGGAGCGGAGGGCGGUGAGGGCGUCGCUUCGGUCGCCGGGUCAAAGGAGGCGGUGGGGCGCCUGGUGCGCGCUCACCCGGUGGUGGUGUUCAUGAAGGGCAGCCCCGCGCAGCCCCAGUGCGGCUUCAGCAACGCUGUGGUGCAGAUCCUGCGCCUGCACGGCGUCAGCGACUACCGCGCCUACGACGUCCUGCAGGACCCCGGCCUGCGCCAAGGAAUCAAAAACUAUUCCAACUGGCCUACUAUUCCCCAGGUCUUCCUGAAUGGUGAAUUUGUAGGGGGCUGUGAUAUACUUCUUCAGAUGCAUCAAAGUGGGGACCUAGUGGAGGAGCUUAAGAAAUUAGGAAUUCGCUCUGCACUUCUGGAUUCGGAGAACAACCACGGAAAAAAAUAAGCAAGUGACUGCUAUGACUUUGACAAAGACAACUUU
Molecule: messenger RNA, 580 nt
Organism: Lacerta agilis (Sand lizard)
Lineage: Eukaryota; Metazoa; Chordata; Lepidosauria; Squamata; Lacertidae
Gene: GLRX5
Product: glutaredoxin 5
Exons: 2
Coding region: 53-544 (163 amino acids)
Source: RefSeq, a predicted model, not a curated record